GGACACGUGGCAACAACAGGCCGCAUUUCGGGCACGUGCUAUGUUAGCCAAGUGUGCGGCAAAACUAAGAUCUUUUGGCAAAUCUUUAAGUGAUUUAUUGUCCACUAAAUUUCCAAUCGAUAGAUUAACAUGUAUACUUAGCGUCAAUUUAAAUGCAAUAAUAAUGAUAAAUGAAUUAAUGAAUUUGAUUGAUGUAUCGCAAAGAGAGGCAAAUCUGAGAGAUGGAGAAGCAGUUAUUAUUUACCAUAAUAUCAGUUAUACUGCAAACCAAUUUCUUAUAGGAUUAGCUAAUUUUCGGGAACUAUAUCCUGACCAACCACUCAUGUUCUAUAAUCAACUUAUAGCUAACCAACCUCAUUGCGGAGGUGCUGCUGGUGAUGGUGGAGGAGGUGCAGGUGAUGGUGAUGGUGAUGGUGAUGGCGGUUGAGGUGAUGAUGAUGCAGGCGCUUACGUUCAAGGAGGCUUAGGCGGUUAUCACGGAGGCGCGGCCGGUGGCUGUUAUAAUCAGAUACCUGUAGGCGGACAUCAAGCCGGAUGGGUUGGCGGUUAUAAUUAUCCAUACGUUGCUCCGGCUGAAUAUCCAUACUAUCCUCAACAAACACCACACCGGAUACUCAGAUCGAGUAAAACGGAACCAUCGAUGGCUAACAUGUCGUCGCCUAAAAGGCCGUUGGGUGGAUUUGUAUCGCCUCCCCGUGCGAUCACCUACAGUGAUAUGCAUGGCGGCGGCCCGGGUGGACAGCAUAGUCAACAGCGCAGCCAUCGGGCCAAUCCAUAUCCUCAGAUGUUUCCCUUUCACUGCGCUUAUGGACCACAUUCGCCGACAACAACAAUAACAGUACCGUUACUGUCAUCGAUGGCUCAGUCGCCGACCGAACCGAUAAUGUUUACGGCACCGGAACUGCCAGAAGAAACACUACUCGAUCGCGAACACAACGAAACGUUAGCCAAAUUGAAUUUUGUGUUAGCACUGGUCGAUUGUAUACAGGAUUUGGCCGAUACUAAAGCGUCGCCACUAUCGGUAUUAACCGAAUCGGUUAACAACAACAAUACGAAUAGUAAUAAUGAUAACAACAAAGAGAAUAUUCUGCUCUGUUAUGACAACACUAGAGGUAGACCAGUGCCGGCCGACAUACGUCUGAAGAUUGCCGACUUUGGUUUCGCCCGAUUUCUCGAUGACGGCGUUAUGGCGGCCACACUGUGCGGUUUACCCAUGUAUAUGGCACCGGAAGUGAUAAUGUCAUUGAAAUAUGACGCCAAAGCUGAUCUCUGGUCGAUAGCGACAAUUGUCUUUCAAUGUCUCACUGGAAAGGCUUUUCCGUUUCAAGCGUCGACACCGCAGGCGUUGAAAAAUUUUUACGAAAAAAAUCCCGAUUUGAAACCAAAGAUUCCGAGCGGAACGUCACCCGAAUUACGUGAUUUCCUGACCCGACUGUUGCGCCGCAAUGCCAAAGACCGGAUGGAAUUCGAAGAGUUUUUCAAUCACGCAUUCUUCCGAUUAGUUCCCAGUAAAGCAAUGCCCGUACGUUAUGACAACCCUAGAGGUAGUCCAGUGCCGGCCGACAUACGCCUGAAGAUUGCCGACUUUGGUUUCGCCCGAUUUCUCGAGGACGGCGUUAUGGCGGCCACACUGUGCGGUUCACCCAUGUAUAUGGCACCGGAAGUGAUAAUGUCAUUGAAAUAUGACGCCAAAGCUGAUCUCUGGUCGAUAGCGACAAUUGUCUUUCAAUGUCUCACUGGAAAGGCUUUUCCGUUUCAAGCGUCGACACCGCAGGCGUUGAAAAAUUUUUACGAAAAGAAUCCCGAUUUGAAACCAAAGAUUCCGAGCGGAACGUCACCCGAAUUACGUGAUUUCCUGACCCGACUGUUGCGCCGCAAUGCCAAAGAUUUCCACGAGUUUUUUAAUCACUCAUUCUUCCGAUUAGUUCCCAGUAAAGCUAUGCCCGUCCGACAGCCGUCCGGCGGACAUCAUCAACAGUGGACAGCGGAGGCGUCGGCAUCGCCGCUACAGUCGCCCGUAUCGUAUGGUUCGUCGGAAACAACAACAACAACACUGAUGGCUUCACAGCAGAACCGACAACCGCUAGUCAAAGCUGGCGGUGGUGUUGAUGGCGACGAUUCUUUAUCGACUCAAUCAUCAUCGGAUAACUCAUGCAAACAAAUGGACGAAGACUUUGUUAUGGUUACCGCCGAUCCAAAUAGUAAUACAGUUAUGGCCCGAACACCGUCACCGAAACAUAAGACAACAACAAGAACCGUUGAUGACCGGUUAUGCCAACAGUACAUAGUCGCCACUGUUACCGGCCAUAUGUGACACACCGGCUGUUGGUAGCCUAUAUGGACGGCACCGGCGGUAGUCCGACAAUAUGUUUAACAUUAUUACAGUGUACUACGGGUUCUCUUAAUUCCUAAAUUCCUCAAAUCCUAAACACAAAUCUAUUGUUUUAUUAUUAUUAUUAUUAUUAUUAAC
Oppia nitens is the source of this 2470-nucleotide messenger RNA. Its product is annotated as serine/threonine-protein kinase ULK1-like. Gene Ontology annotation, biological process: peptidyl-serine phosphorylation; protein autophosphorylation; positive regulation of autophagy. The coding region runs from base 641 to 2314 and encodes 557 amino acids. Gene Ontology annotation, cellular component: autophagosome; cytoplasm. The record is from RefSeq and is a predicted model, not a curated record. Gene Ontology annotation, molecular function: protein serine/threonine kinase activity; ATP binding. The transcript has 7 exons. NCBI's taxonomy places the organism in Eukaryota, Metazoa, Arthropoda, Arachnida, Sarcoptiformes, Oppiidae.